This is a messenger RNA of Aspergillus ochraceoroseus IBT 24754, 860 nucleotides long. RefSeq names its product 40S ribosomal protein uS8. Lineage: Eukaryota; Fungi; Ascomycota; Eurotiomycetes; Eurotiales; Aspergillaceae. Gene Ontology annotation, biological process: translation. The record is from RefSeq and is a predicted model, not a curated record. Gene Ontology annotation, cellular component: ribosome; cytosolic small ribosomal subunit. The coding region runs from base 430 to 822 and encodes 130 amino acids. The transcript is spliced from 2 exons. Gene Ontology annotation, molecular function: structural constituent of ribosome.
CUUCCUUCGAUAUCCUUGUUUUUCAGCAUUGUCGGUAAAAUCCAUCGAGGUAUGUGUUAUUUGCUGAUUUCUCUUCUUCUACAGCCUCACAGCUAGUCUGGGAGAGCAAAUCGCUGCGGAUCCGGUCUUCCAAUUCCCCGGAGUUGCGACCGGAGAAGCUUCUUAUAAUGCACAAAAAGUCAACGGAAGGCCGGCAAUCCAAAGCGAUACGCGUCUCUCAUCACGGCACGGGCUGAAGAACCCUUUUGAUUGUUGCAACCAUUAGGGCACUCUUUGCGCUCGAGGACUACUGGUGGCUGACUUUUAAUGGGUUGAAACCUCCCUCUCCCCGAGGGUGGUGUUUUUACCUGUUUGCAAUUUAGAUACCUCAUCUCCAGUUGAAUCCCUCGAUUUGAGAAUCUCGAAUUCCAUCAACAAACUACCGUCAAAAUGGUCAAGACCUCUGUUCUCAACGAUGCGCUCAACGCCAUCAACAACGCUGAAAAGUCUGGCAAGCGCCAGGUCUUGAUCCGUCCUUCUUCCAAGGUCAUCAUCAAGUUCCUGAGUGUCAUGCAGAAGCACGGCUACAUUGGCGAGUUCGAGGAAGUCGAUGACCACCGUUCCGGCAAGAUUGUCAUCCAGCUCAACGGCCGUCUCAACAAGUGCGGUGUCAUCAACCCCCGCUACCCCGUCCAGCUCGGUGACCUCGAGCAGUGGGCUGUGCAGCUCCUGCCCUCUCGUCAGUUCGGUUUCGUCGUCCUGACCACCUCCGCCGGUAUCAUGGACCACGAGGAGGCUCGUCGCAAGCACGUUGCUGGCAAGCUCCUCGGUUUCUUCUACUAAAAAGUUUCCCAAAAUGAUCUGUUUUUUUUUUUUUUUUU